Lachnellula hyalina is the source of this 1842-nucleotide messenger RNA. RefSeq names its product Asparagine synthetase domain-containing protein. The record is from RefSeq and is a predicted model, not a curated record. Bases 1 to 1842 code for a protein of 613 amino acids. The transcript is spliced from 4 exons. Gene Ontology annotation, molecular function: asparagine synthase (glutamine-hydrolyzing) activity. NCBI's taxonomy places the organism in Eukaryota, Fungi, Ascomycota, Leotiomycetes, Helotiales, Lachnaceae.
AUGUGUGGUAUCCACGCGUCCAUCUCACGAAGGGUUUUCGAAGCUGCAGGUGAUGAGCUCAAGAAGCUGCUCUGCAGAAGAGGUCCGGAUCAUGUGGGGGAGUCGAAGGCUAUAGUGGAAUGUGAUGAUGGAGCAUCCUACUAUGUCUCGUUCACUUCCACUGUUCUGGCUCUGAGAGGGGGCCAGACUAAAGCUCAGCCAUUUCAGUCUCCCAAUUCCGCGUUAUGCUGGAAUGGAGAAGCAUGGAAAGUUGAUACAUACCCGGUCUUGGAAAACGAUGGUCAGGUUAUCUUCGAUCUACUUUCAGAAGCAACUUCUCCACAGCUCUCUGCCACGGAAUCUGUCGCUGCUGUUCUUACGGUCUUGCGAAGCAUUUCUGGGCCGUUUGCCUUUGUGUACCUGGACAAGACUCACAAUGCACUCUAUUUUGGCCGCGAUCGUCUUGGGCGACGCUCUCUACUCUACAACGCCGAUAGAUCGCCUGAAUCUAUGGAACUCUCUAGCACUGGGGAUCACACCAGCGGCACUUGGAAAGAGGUAGAGGCUGAUGGGGUGUAUCACCUUUCAUUCACUAAUAGCCAACCCGCAAUCGAAAAUCAAGGACCAGAGGGCAGUAUUUUCUCCGAGUCAAUGUUACCUCUACGUCGAUACAUUUGGGAAAUGCCGGAUUCCGAGUCACCUGAUUCCCCAAAAGAGAGCUCUAUGUAUAGAUGGACGAUAGCUGAUCAUCAACAGGCAUCAUUAGGCACAUUCAACCGAACUUUGCCGGCUAUGAAAUAUGUGUUGGAUUCGAAUACAACAUCGGUGACGCAACUGCGGCAGCAUCUAUGUGAGUCUCUCAAGCUCAGGAUCCUCAAUGUUCCAAUACCGCCAGGUCUAGACCACGAUCGCAACGUACGCGUUGCGAUCUUGUUUUCUGGCGGGCUUGACUGUACUGUUCUCGCGCGAAUAGCACAUGAUCUUCUCCCGACUGAACAGCAAAUCGAUUUAAUUAACGUUGCUUUCGAAAACCCAAGAGUAAUAGAGGCCUCAAAGAGAGUACCAAGGUCAAAGAAACAAGCGCGCACUGAUGCUCAAGAAAGUCACCAAAACGACAAUCAAGAAACUACCAGAAUCCAGAGCAAGACUUCAUGCUAUGAGGCAUGCCCCGAUAGAGAAACCGGAAGGAAAGGCUUUCAAGAACUGCAGGACGUAUGUACUAGCCGAGUUUGGCGAUUUGUGGCGGUCAACGUUUCAUAUUCAGAAAUGAUAUCACAUCGAGCCAUGGUUGUUAACCUUAUCAAACCACACAACACGGAAAUGGAUCUCUCAAUCGCUUUCGCCUUGUAUUUUGCUUCCCGCGGAGCUGGAAUCGCAACAAGUGGUUCGGACAAUAGUGUUGUCCCGUAUAAUACUCCAGCUCGUGUUCUUCUCUCUGGCCUAGGCGCCGAUGAAUUAUUUGGAGGAUACACGCGUCAUGCGACAGCUUUCAACAGGAAUGGAAUUACGGCUUUGUUGGAUGAGCUUGAGUUAGACGUCAACAGAUUGGGAAAGCGAAAUCUGGGCCGUGAUGAUCGAGUCAUCUCACACUGGGGCCGAGAAGUACGUUUUCCAUAUCUAGAUGAGUCUCUUGUCAAAUGGGCUGUUGAAUGUCCGAUCUGGGAGAAAUGCGGAUUCCAAGUAACGGUGUCGGAAGAGCCAGGGAUCGCAGGAAUAGAAGCAGGGAAGAAAGUUCUACGUCUAUUAGCUUUUAAUCUAGGAAUGCAUUCUGUUGCUUUGGAGAAGAAACGAGCCAUCCAAUUCGGGGCCAGAACUGCCAAGAUGGAAGUUGGGAAGACAAAAGGAACAACACUUAUAUCUUGA